Monopterus albus (swamp eel) is the source of this 6492-nucleotide messenger RNA. RefSeq names its product collagen alpha-3(VI) chain-like. The transcript has 38 exons. The record is from RefSeq and is a predicted model, not a curated record. Gene Ontology annotation, molecular function: serine-type endopeptidase inhibitor activity; protein binding. Lineage: Eukaryota; Metazoa; Chordata; Actinopteri; Synbranchiformes; Synbranchidae. Bases 17 to 5218 code for a protein of 1733 amino acids.
CCAGAGGCUUCCAGGCAUGGAGUCACAGCUCCUUGAUUCAAUCAAAACAAUAUCUACUGCUGAUAUCAUCAGUGCUCAUGUUCAUCCCACAGUGGGUUUUGAGGAAACCCUAAAUCUUGGAAAAAAGGACAUUAUUUUUCUUGUUGAUGGCUCAGACAAUACAGGACCUUCUGGCAUUGCUCAUAUCCGUGACUUCAUCCUCAGCAUUGUACAACGGCUCGACGUGCAGCCUGAUCAAGUGCGUGUGGCUGUUGUCCAAUAUGCAGACAGGUUUAAAACAGACUUCUCACUCAAGUCACACAAUAACAAGGCAGCUGUUAUCUCUGCUAUCAAAAGGCUUCGUCAGAUGGGUGGCCGGUCAUCACAUCUGGCUGACGCCAUUAACUAUGUUACAGAGAAUGAGUUAAAGCCCUCUGCUGGUGCUCGUCCAACUGAGGCCUCCCAGCAUCUUGUGGUUCUCACAGGUGGACGUUCAGCCCAAGAUGUUUCCAUCUAUGGCCCUUUGCUUAAGGGCUCCGGGGUAAACUGUAUUGGUAUUGGAACUAGUGGUGCUGACAUGAGGCAGCUAGCCCUAAUUGCCACCACCCCAGAUGAUGUCCUUCAGGUUCCUACAUUCCCUGGCCUGCCAUUAGUCCAAGAGAUGACUAUUGCAAGGUUGAGUGGGAGAAUUGUGGUACCAACCCAAGAGCCUAUAGAGACACUUCAACCUAAAAAAGCUGACAUAGUGUUUUUGGUGGAUGACUCCAUUAACGUGGGCCAAGAUGACUUUAAAAAAGUGAUGGAAUUUAUCACAAAUCUGAUUGACCUGUUCUUCAAUGAGAAAGACAACCUGCGGAUUGGCCUGGCACAUUAUGCUGCAGAUGUGACUGAUGCCUUCUAUCUUAACACACACAAAAACAAGCAAGACAUUAUAGAUGCCAUAGACAAAGUACAGUACAAAGGUGGACGUAAAAUCAAUACUGGGGCAGCCAUUCAACACAUUCAAGAUAUUCACUUCACCAAAGAAAAAGGCAGUAGGAUUGAUGAGGGCACGCCACAGAUUCUAAUGGUUGUCACUGGAGGACGGUCAGCUGAUGACAGCAAAACAGCAGCUCUUGGUCUGAAGAACAAAGGAGUGAGAGUCUUUGCUAUAGGAGUGGGCGACACUGGGGAUGAAUUAGAAAACCUAGCAAGUGAAGCAACAACUGUGGCUCGUGCGAGUACCUUUCAAGGACUUUCAGAGCUCAAUGAGCAAAUCCUGGAGACCUUGGAUGAUGAAGUGAAGGGGAGGCUGUGUCUUACUGUGGAAGAAGCUCCUAAAUCCUGCAGUAUAGAGGUGCUGGUGGGCUUUGAUGUUUCUGCCCAGAACAUCUUCAGUGCUCAGACCAACCUCCAGAGGAAGAUGGGUGCCAUUCUGCAGAGAAUUUCCAAAAUGGCAGCUAUCAGUUGCUCAUCUGGGCAGAUUCCCUCUGUGCAAGUGGGCAUGCUGGCCAUGGACUCUGCCUCUAACGCUGCCCAUCUGGACUUCACAGACCACAUCAAUGAACUCUUUGAUACCUUCAGAGCCCUGCAAAAUCGUGGCCCUUUUGUUCUCAAUGGCAAGACCAUCUCAGCUUACAUCGAUAGGUUCAAAGCCAGACAGGACAAUGUUGUCAAGAUUGUUAUUCAUCUGACUGAUGGUAUUGAUGCCCCAUAUGCUGAAAUGAAAAAGCGAAUUGAAGGGCUCCGACUGUCAGGAGUGAACAGUUUCAUCCUGGUCGGGCUGGAGCGGGUGCCCAAAUUUGAGGAGGCUUCGCUAUUGGAAUUUGGUCGUGGCUUUAGAUACACCAGACCCUUACGUAUCAAUAUCAUGGACCUGGACUAUGAGCUUGUGGAAGAACUGGACAAUAUUGCAGAAAGAGAGUGCUGUGCAGUGCCAUGCAAAUGUACUGGCACCAGAGGAGACCGAGGAGCAGUUGGACUUCCAGGGUUUAAGUGUUCCUAUUACCAUAUAUCUGGAGAUGAGGGUGGACCUGGAGAGAGAGGUCCUCCUGGUGUGAAUGGAACUCAGGGUUUCCAGGGAUGCCCAGGACAGAGAGGUUUCAAGGGUUCUCGUGGGUACUCAGGAGAAAAGGGUGAUGUUGGAGAAAUUGGCCUUGAUGGCAUUAAUGGAGAAGAGGGCAAAAGUGGAGUGAGUGGGCCCCCAGGAGACAGAGGAAACCCUGGCAGAAGAGGUCCCAAAGGUGUCAAAGGACAAGCUGGAGACAGAGGAGAAAUUGGUAUCAGAGGAGACCCUGGUACAAGUGGAAAUGAUAAUAACCAAGCAGGACCUAAAGGAGACCCUGGUGAUGCCGGGCCAGCGGGAGAGCCUGGUGAGGAUGGAAAUAAGGGAGGCCCCGGUGAACCUGGAAGAGGGGGAGCUGAUGGCAGAAGAGGCGCACCUGGACAGGCUGGAAUUCCUGGAAAGCCAGGAGCUGAUGGUGUACCGGGAGAGCCUGGUGUUGGAGGGUCUAGAGGUCCACCUGGACCGAUUGGGGCCCCAGGACCCAGAGGAGAAGAUGGAAACCCUGGACCAAGGGGUCGUGGAGGUGCCCCAGGUCCUGCUGGAGAAACGGGUAGAAGAGGAGCUCUUGGUCGCAAGGGAGAGCCAGGAGAACCAGGGCCUAAGGGUGUUGUUGGACCACUUGGCCCCCGUGGAGAGCCUGGUGAAGAUGGUAGAGAUGGGUUUGGUGUUCCAGGGCUCAAUGGAAGAAAGGGUGAUGAAGGUUUCCCAGGAUUCCCAGGACCAAAGGGAGCAGCUGGUGAUGCUGGAGCCAAGGGGGGACCUGGUCCCAGAGGAAAUCGUGGACAGAGGGGUGUGUCUGGUGCCAACGGUACACCUGGACAGAAGGGAGAAGUUGGAUAUCCUGGGCCAUAUGGACAGAAAGGGCCAAGAGGACCAGGUGUUGUGCAAUGUGACCUGGUCAAGAAGAUCAGAGAAAACUGUCCUUGCUGUUUUGGUCAGCAGGAGUGCCCUCUCUACCCCACUGAGCUGGCCUUUGCCAUGGAUGCCUCUCAGACUGCAGGCUUCAACAACAUGCGUGACACAGUCAUGCAGCUAGUCAGAGACAUCACCAUUGCUGAGAGCAACUGUCCAAGAGGAGCUCGUGUUGCUUUAACCAUGUACAACACUGAUGUGAUCACUGCAGUCCGGUUCGCUGAUGCACAAAAGAAACGUACUCUGCUGCAGAUCAUUGAGGGACUGCAAGCCCCGCAAACAAGGAAGCCACGCAGUUUGAGUACAGCCAUGAGCUUUGUGGCACAGAAUACCUUUAAGAGGGUGCGCAGUGGCUUCCUCAUGAGGAAGGUGGCCAUCUUCUUUGUUGGUGGGGAUGCAGGACCGGCACAGGCAAUUACUAAUGCAGCUCUCCGCCUCCAUGAUGCUGGAAUCGCCACUCUGCUCUUGGUCAACCGUGAGGACAGAGCACUUAGCAGAGCACUGCAGUUCAACACCACAACACUUGGACAGGUAAUUGUCCUUCCCAGCCCUGGGAGUGCACAGUACAAUUCAGUCAUCGCAAAGAUUAUGAAAUGCCAUGUCUGCCUAGACAUCUGCGAUCCAGACCAAAUGUGUGACUAUGUGCCCCCAUCGACCAGCCGAGGCAGGAGGUCUCCUACAACGGAUGUGGACAUCGACAUGGCUUUCAUCUUGGAGAGCUCAGAGUCUACCUACCCCACUGUCUUUACAGAGAUUAAACACUACAUAGCGCACAUAGUAGAACACCUACAAGUUUCUUCGAAUCCCACAUCAUCCAUUCAUCAUGCCAGAGUGUCUGUGAUCCAGCAAGCACCUUAUGAGUUCCUCCAUAACAAAACAGGCUCUCCCAUCCAUGUGGAUAUCGGCUUGACUGAGCAACAUUCAGCUCAGGAUAUUGUCAAAUUCCUGCUAGAGAAGACACCACAAUUAGAGGGUGGCCGGGCGCUGGCAGCUGCUAUAGAGUCCACAGUGGAGCAGGUGUUUGAGAAGGCACCUCACCAACGUGACAGGAAGGUACUGAUGCUCUUUGUGACAGGAAGUGUGGAAGCAGAAGAACAGCAGUUGGUGCACAUUGCCACUGAGGUCAAGUGCAGUGGCUAUUUCCUGGUCAUCCUGGGUGUGGGUGAGAAGUUGACUGCUGGAGAUGCUCGUGUCUUGUCACGCAUGGCUAGUGAGCCCUCAGAUGUCUUCUUCAAGAGGCUGAACAGCAUCUCACAAUUUUAUGACAAAUACAUCCAGACCUUCGGCCAGCUGCUGCCAAAGUAUAUCAGCAUUGAAAAUGCUUUCUACAUGUCCCCUGAAGUCUCCAAAAACUGCAAGUGGUUCCAGAGAGAUGAUCCACUAAAAAACCCCUUCACGUCAUCACAGCAACAGGAGAAACAUCAGAAGCAUCAUGAGACUCACCAAGCAGUUGUUCAUCAGAGAAAGCACAAAGAUGAAGAUGAGCUACACGUCUCUAACGUCACCUCCAACAGCUUGAAAUUGCAUUGGAGAAGCCCAGAUCCCAAGCUCUUUGUCUACUUUGAGGUCGUAGUGACACGGUUGCACGACCAUGCCCUGAUGCUGAAGACCAACGUGUCAGGCACUGAGCUUUCUGUAGACAAUUUAGAAAGUGCUCAAACAUAUCAUGCUGUGGUCAACGCCCACACAGCAGAGGGGCAAAUCAUCUCCACCCGCAAAGGCAUCAUCACUACCAAAGCAGCAGAGCAUCACCCAGCCAGCCCAGGGACCAUUACUGUAAACACCACACCACUGGACAAACCAGAAACUGUUAAUGAAUUUGCAGACCCAUGUUCACUUGACUAUGACCCUGGAAUGCCGUGCAAAGACUAUCAGGCUAAGUGGUUCUUUGACACAAAGAACGGGAUCUGUACACAGUUCUGGUAUGGAGGUUGUGGAGGCAAUGAAAAUAGGUUCGACACUGAGACCCUCUGCUUGAAAAACUGCAUGAGGUCAGUGCCAGAGCCUGAGCCAAAAGUGCAGCAGGUUGAACAGGUGGAGACCCUCCUGGCUCCUGCGGCUUCUACAGCCAUGGACAUUUGCCAGCUUCCCAAAGAGGAAGGUACUUGUACCAAAUUUGUCAUCAAGUGGCACUAUGAUGCCCCCAGAAAGAGCUGCACACGUUUCUGGUAUGGAGGCUGUGAUGGAAACCAGAAUCGCUUUGACACACAGGAGCAGUGUGAGAAGGCUUGUGCUAAACCAGUGCCAGUCAACCAGGGAGUCAGUGCUGCAGUAACGACAUAGGAUAAAAGUGACAAACAUGGCCAGCUUUUACCUCUGUUUAGGGGAUUCUGAGGAGAACCAUCCAAAAUGGCCAUACUGAGAGGAUGCAAUACCAAAGCAAUGGUGGCUGCACUGGAUCCCACAAAAUGGACUUUAUCCCCAAAAUUCUUGAAGUAGUCUUUUUCACACCAAGAAGGAAGGCAACCCAAUUUGCUGCAUGAUUUGUUUUAACAUACCGGUGCUACAUAGUAUGUGUGUUUUAUAGCUGGAGUUGUGCAUUCAGUUUUGUAAAGUCAAGUUUUCUGGAACAUCAUAUGAAUGAUCACAUUUUUUAGGAUGCAGUUUUAUAAUUAUACAAGAAGCAUAUAUGAAUAUCUUGGACAGAGGUUAGCAAUGAAUCAGUACACACAGGACUGGCAUUAUUCAGUGCAGUAAUCAUUUUUAUAUUGUGGUUUUUUUAUACACUCCACAUUCACUUAGCAACAUUGGCUUUUAUUGAUCUAUAUUAUAUACUAACUCACUCGAUCCCUCCAGAAUCAUUCCUUCACUAUUUUAAAGUCACAGAAUCCACAGCAAUGUUUACACAUGUCUUGUGUAUUUAAAUGACAGUGACUAAGUGCUCAGAUGCAAAACAUUAAUGUAAUGUUAAUGCACUUCUGGAUCCACAGCCUCAGACACUUAAGUUCCAGCUUUGAGAAAUGGAAUGUACUUGUCAAGCUGUUUUUAUUUUUGUUUCAUUUAGUUUUACUAAAAUUUGUAUUUCUUCUGGGUUUAGGGGAAAUAAAAAUGAAUUAGACUUUCUAAUAAACAUGAGCAACUGAUUCAUUUUUUUUCUUGUUUUGAACUGAGAACUAUAUACAAGAAAAAGUUACAAAGAUUUAAAACCAACAUAAGAACCUUCAUCUACCUUCUGUUAUAUUCUCUUAAGCACACGCUGGAGCAGAAAGUGUUCUCCCCGUCUACGCAUAAUGACCAGUUAUGUCUCUGAUUCAUCAGCAACUGAGAUCUGCUGGAAUCGUCUUGGCACAAACAGUUGAGGGUUAUGAUUCAUUUUCUUAUAAGGUCAUGAAAGAAGUCACAAGAAAAAUCCUACUGGUAAAUGAAGCAGAGUCUAAAUGAAAACUGGCCCCGGGCCUCAGGCUGGUUCACCAAAACUCAUCUAUCCCCAACACUGUCACUCUUUACAAAAAUCAUGUAGAAAACAGAGGUUAAAUUAACUUUGAUGAUUUGCAGUAUAGGCUAAAUGAAAUACCCCCCCCCCACACCCUGUACAAUUGUAUGCAUAAUCAAUGCAA